AUGAUGGAUUCGCAAGAUGAUGUUAGCAAGGAGCGUGCUGUCUCACACUCCGAAAUCCACGGUCUUCCUCCUGACCCCGAUGCGCACUUGAGCGAGGAGGAGAGGGCCGCGAUCGACCGAAAGCUCUUAUGGAAGCUCGAUUUAACCUUGAUUCCCUGGCUCUGUCUCCUCUACCUCUUGGCCUUCCUCGACCGAACCAAUAUUGGAAAUGCCAAAAUCGAUCACUUGCAGGACGACCUCCAUAACAUGUCGACCGGGAAAUACAAUGCUUCCCUCUCUAUCUUCUUCGUCUCAUAUUCGGUCUUUGAACCCCUUACCAACGUCAUGAUGAAGAAGUUCCGGCCCUCUAUCUUCAUUCCUGCGAUCAUGGUAGCAUGGGGUCUCUGCAUGACAUUUAUGGGAUUUUGUAAUAAUUGGUCGGGUCUGAUGGCUGCCCGUUGGUUCUUGGGACUUGCAGAGGCUGGUCUCUUCCCGGGAAUUAACUAUUACCUUUCUUGCUGGUACAAGCGCUCGGAAUUUGGCGUACGAGCCGCCAUCUUUUUCUCCGCUGCGGCGGUAUCUGGUUCCUUUGGUGGAUUACUCGCCGCUGCAAUCGCCAAAAUGUCUGGUAUUGGCGGUAGACCAGGCUGGGCAUGGAUCUUCAUUCUGGAAGGACUUGUCACCGUGGUGUUCGGCUUCCUGUCAAUUUGGUUUGUGCACGAUUUCCCCGACGAAGCAACGUUUCUCUCGGAACAAGAUCGGGCACGAGUUGUCCGGCGGCUGAAGGUAGACAAGCAAGCAUCCGCCGAACAUGAAGAAUUCAGCAUGAAAUAUGUUUGGAUGGCCAUGAAGGACUACAAGAUGUGGCUCGGAAUGAUUAUUUAUAUGGGUACCGACAUGCCUCUAUAUGCAUUCUCCCUCUUCCUUCCGAGCAUCGUCAAAGAACUCGGCUAUUCGUCCGAUCCUACUACCGCGCAGCUUCUAACCGUCCCGCCAUAUGCAGUCGCCGCUGUCUUUACAAUCGCCAUUGGAUUUAUCGCUGAUCGAACUGGAAAGCGGGGUCUCUGCAAUAUCUGUGUUUCUCUCAUAGGAAUCGCCGGGUUUGCCAUGCUUCUUGGUAGCCAACAGCCCGGGAUUAAGUAUGCUGGGACUUUUCUCGGAGCAUUAGGCAUUUACCCCUGCAUCGCGAACACGAUAUCCUGGAUAAGCAACAAUAUUGAAGGAGUUUAUAAGAGAGGAGUGGUGUUGGGAUUCGUUAUUGGCUGGGGAAAUCUGAAUGGUAUUGUCAGCAGCAAUAUCUAUUACCAGUCUCCCAAGUACAUCGUUGGGCACGCGGUUGUUAUGGCGUAUAUGAUUGUCUGCCUGCUGGGUGGAAGUAUUACGCUCCAUCUGCUUUUGAGACGAGAAAAUCGUUUGCGGCGCGCUGGCAAGAGAGAUCAUUGGGUAGAUGGCAUGACUGAGCAAGAGGUUGAGAAGCAUCUUGGUGAUCAGAGGCCGGAUUUCAUUUAUACCCUUUGA
Venustampulla echinocandica is the source of this 1497-nucleotide messenger RNA. RefSeq names its product MFS general substrate transporter. Gene Ontology annotation, molecular function: transmembrane transporter activity. Gene Ontology annotation, biological process: transmembrane transport. Lineage: Eukaryota; Fungi; Ascomycota; Leotiomycetes; Helotiales; Pleuroascaceae. The record is from RefSeq and is a predicted model, not a curated record. Bases 1 to 1497 code for a protein of 498 amino acids. The transcript is spliced from 6 exons. Gene Ontology annotation, cellular component: membrane.